Molecule: messenger RNA, 342 nt
Organism: Necator americanus (New World hookworm)
Lineage: Eukaryota; Metazoa; Nematoda; Chromadorea; Rhabditida; Ancylostomatidae
Exons: 1
Coding region: 1-342 (113 amino acids)
Source: RefSeq, a predicted model, not a curated record
AUGGUCACCCGGUAUGAAGGGUUGGUUUUGGUCAACGAUCAGUGCGAGACGGACCCAUCUCGACCGGACUUUCCAGUAGUCUACAGCGUGCACGAAGACCUCUAUGGUGGUUUUAGCAACCCCGAGCUCCGUAGCAUUCGUCUGCAUCGUGGCGUUCGGGAACCGCUCCAAGAGACUACUCAAAUUGUCGUCGAUGUUGGAGCAGGGAUGUCCCGUGUGCGGCAGAUCGACGAAAGAAAGCUUCCUCACGUCAAAGCGGUGGAACUGAUUGCUGACGGUAGCAGUCUCCUCGACAUCGUUGAUGUUGGCGGCUGUCUGACGUGCUGUAUGGCGUUGUUUUAA